Erinaceus europaeus (western European hedgehog) is the source of this 1490-nucleotide messenger RNA. RefSeq names its product LanC like glutathione S-transferase 1 (gene LANCL1). The coding region runs from base 331 to 1383 and encodes 350 amino acids. Gene Ontology annotation, biological process: carbohydrate metabolic process; peptide modification. The record is from RefSeq and is a predicted model, not a curated record. NCBI's taxonomy places the organism in Eukaryota, Metazoa, Chordata, Mammalia, Eulipotyphla, Erinaceidae. Gene Ontology annotation, cellular component: plasma membrane. The transcript is spliced from 8 exons.
GGCCACCACUGGGCCGGGUUUCUGGGCGCUGGACUGACCAUCGGUUCAGCUUGAGGCUGGAGGGACGUGGGGGGCAGCGAGCCGCCUGCAUCGCGGUGCAGUUUGGACCCGGCCGCCUUUUCGCGGAGGUGCGGCGCCCUGGCUACCCGGUUGCUGCUGUGGGCCUGUGAGCCGGUGGGCCGGUGGUCCAGCCGGACCGCAGAAGCCGCGUGGUGGUCGAGGAGCUGGAAGGAAAUCUGUGUCAAGCCCACCCCCGCCGGGCGGGGGCCCCUCUCUCAACCAAAGUUUUUCUCUCCCCUCCCCCUGUUCUGCAGGCUUGUUACUCGCGUCAUGGCUGAAAGGGCCUUCCCGAAUCCUUAUGCCGAUUAUAACAAAUCCCUGGCUGAAGGCUACUUUGAUGCUGCUGGGAGGCUAACUCCUGAGUUCUCACAACGCUUGAACAAUAAGAUUCGAGAGCUUCUUCAGCAAAUGGAAAGAGGCCUAAAGUCAGCAGACCGUCGGGAUGGCACUGUUUACACUGGCUGGUCAGGUAUUGCUCUCCUUUACUUACAUCUUUAUGAUCUGUUUGGGGACCCUGCCUACCUACAGAUGGCACAUGGAUAUAUAAAGCAGAGUCUGAGCUGUCUGAGCAAGCGGUCCAUCACCUUCCUUUGUGGGGAUGCAGGCCCCCUGGCGGUGGCCGCAGUGUUGUAUCACAAGAUGAACAAUGAGAAGCAGGCAGAAGACUGCAUUGCCCGGCUAAUGCACCUAAAUAAGAUUGAUCCUCACGCUCCAAACGAGAUGCUCUACGGACGCAUGGGCUACAUCUAUGCUCUUCUCUUCGUGAACAAGCACUUUGGAGAGGAAAAGAUUCCUCAGAGCCAUAUUCAGCAGCCCAGCCUUCAAGUGAGCCAUGGGAAGCUACACAGUUUGGUCAAACCCAGUGUAGACUACGUUUGCCAGCUGAAAUUCCCAUCUGGCAAUUACCCUCCUUGCGUGGGUGAUAGUCGAGAUUUACUAGUGCACUGGUGCCAUGGUUCCCCAGGGGUAAUCUACAUGCUUAUCCAGGCUUAUAAGGUGUUCAAAGCGGAGCAGUAUCUCAGUGAUGCGUAUCAGUGUGCUGAGGUGAUCUGGCAGUACGGGCUGCUGAAGAAAGGGUAUGGACUGUGCCAUGGCGCCGCAGGGAAUGCCUAUGCCUUCCUGUCGCUGUACAACCUCACUCAGGAUAUGAAGUAUCUCUACAGGGCCUGUAAGUUUGCUGAAUGGUGCUUAGAUUAUGGAGAGCACGGAUGCAGGACACCAGACACCCCCUUCUCCCUCUUCGAAGGAAUGGCUGGAACAAUAUAUUUCCUGGCUGACCUUUUGGUGCCCACAAAAGCUAAAUUCCCUGCAUUUGAGCUGUAAAAGGAGAUCCUGCCACCUGCAACUCACUGCAUGACCCUUUCUUUAUGUCUAAACUGGGUUGGCUGUUUUUGUGGCUUUUCAAGGAAAUAGAAUCAAACUGUACUUGA